Molecule: messenger RNA, 1819 nt
Organism: Anguilla rostrata (American eel)
Lineage: Eukaryota; Metazoa; Chordata; Actinopteri; Anguilliformes; Anguillidae
Exons: 5
Coding region: 226-1608 (460 amino acids)
Source: RefSeq, a predicted model, not a curated record
AGAACCCGUGAGAGAGAAAUGAGAACUCCAGGUGGACAGACACAGAGAAACUUCAUCAGACUAACCUGGUCGACUCUGUGCAGUGAUGAAGCAAAGCGUGGUUCUGCUUCUGAUCAUUUCAGGUCAGCUGUUGCACCAGAAAAUACAGGGAGACUGUGAGUGUGUGUGUGUGUGUGUGGCUAUGAGUGUGUGUGUGUGUGUGUGUGUGUUUGUUUGUGGGUGAGUAUGUUUGUAAGCUGCCCAUGCAACAACAUGCUGAAAAAAUACAACCUUUUGAUUUUCUUACUUUUUUCAAGUAAUAUUGUAUUCGUGUGUAUAUUUGCACGUGUCUGUGUGUACAUGCACUCGUCUGCAUUUGCAUGUGUAUGUAUGUGUGUGCAUGUACGUAUGUGCGUGGGUAUGUGUGCAUGUGUGUUUGCCUAUGUGCAUGUGUGUGUGCAUGUACGUAUGUGCGUGUGUAUGUGUGCAUGUGUGUUUGCCUAUGUGCAUGUGUGUGUGCAUGUACGUAUGUGCGUGUGUAUGUGUGCAUGUGUGUUUGCCUAUGUGCAUGUGUGUGUGUAUGUGUGCAUGCGAGUUUGCCUAUGUGUAUGUGUGUGUGUAUGUGUGCGUGUGUGUGUAUGCGUGCAUGCGAGUUUGCCUAUGUGCAUGUGUGUGUGUGCGUGUGCGUGUGUGUGUAUGUGUGUGUGUGUGUAUUCCACAGGACUUGGCAUGCCCUGUUCCUGCCUCUCUCGUCAGUUUCACUUUGUGAACACACGAAAGAACUGGACUGAAGCGCGGAGCUACUGCAGAGAAAAAUACACUGAUCUGGCAGCCAUAGGCAGCCAGGAGGAACUGGAGGCUCUGAUGAAAACAGCCAAUGUGUCUGCUGAUAUGAUCUGGGUAACAUUCUAUGACAAAACAAAGUACUGUCAGAUGUGUCUGACAAACGAAUGGUUCAACAGGAUGAAACUGGACAAUGUGACGAGAUAUAAAGCCCCAUUAUGGCGCGAAUCCUGCUUCCAAGAUCAUUGCAGCAAUGUAGCUUCCUUCAUCUGCUACACCGACAACCUGGUCCUGGUUGGAGAGAAUAAGACUUGGGAUGAGGCCCAGAGGUACUGCAGGCAGCACUAUGGGGACCUGGUCUCCCCUUCCACGGGGCUGCUGCAGCGCUGGGUGAAGAGGAGGACUCAGAAAGCCUCCACUGCUCAUGUGUGGCUGGGUCUGUGGUACUCCUGUGCCCCUCCCCAAUGGCUCUGGGUCAACGGGGAUGCCUACGGGUACCAGAAUUGGGGCCCGGGGAACGACAUCCGGGAGUAUGGCCGCAGGGGGGCGGUAGAAUCUGGAGCAGGGCGCUGGGUCAGCCUGCCAAAAACCGAGAGGCUGAACUUCAUAUGCAGCAAAUGUGAAGGGGAUGGUCGGCGCAACUCCGCAGUGAGACAGAGGCUGGUACUACGAGUGAAGCUGAACAUAUCGGCAUCUGUCAAUAUGGCUGAUCCAACAGCUGGGGAAGCCAUUUUACAGCAGAUGAAAAUGCAACUGGCCAAUGAUGGGAUUACCAGAGUUGAGCUGACGUGGAGAAAGCAGAAGGAUGGAGAGAUAUUCCACCUGAAGGAUUACAUACGCCCUUGAUUGCCCAACUUGUCUCUUUUACAGAAUUAACGUCCUCUAACGUGUGUGGUAGUAACAGCACGAUAUGUGUGGUAUCUCAACAUGAUAUCUUGGAAUUUAAUUGACAUCUCUGUCAAAUGAUCUAAUCAUAACCAUCCCUGAUCUUAUUGUUUUCUGUAGGCUGUAAUACAUAUUAUUCUUGUAUUCUACUGCUUUGCUAUUUAAAAAAAAA